This is a messenger RNA of Prorocentrum cordatum, 2013 nucleotides long. The record is from the annotation of a GenBank genome assembly. NCBI's taxonomy places the organism in Eukaryota, Dinophyceae, Prorocentrales, Prorocentraceae.
AUGACGGAGACCCUGUCGAAGGCUUCCGUGGACAUCUUCCACUUCGCGGUGGUGUUCUUCACCGUGUUCCUCAUUUACACGAUCUCGGGCAUGCUGCUGUUUGGGCAGGAGCUCCUGAUGUUCUCCACCACGGAGCGGGCCCUCGACGCGACCUUCAAGAUCGUGAUGGGCGACUUCGACUGGGAAGAGAUGAGGCGCAUCGGCAGACUCGAGGCGUGGAUCUGGUUCGUGACCUUCAUGUUGCUGGUGAACCUCAUCAUGCUCAACAUGUUGAUUGCUAUCAUCAUGGACGUCUACGCCGAGGUGAAGAGCUCGCUUCCCGCCGACGCGGACACGCUCUGGUCUCAGCUGUACGAGGUCAUCGAUCGAAAAACGGCCGUGUACUACUACGGCACAAGAGUCAGCUUGAAAAGUAUCCACGCGAACCUGCACCUGCGAGAUGAUGACGAGAGACAGAGCAAGGACGAGGACAGCAAGGAGCCGCACGACCUCGACAUCGUUCGGUUCAUAGUCAUGGCUCCGGAGGACGGGGACGAGUUCAAGGAGAUCACCUUCGCCUUCCACUUCAAGGCAGACGACGGCAGCGUGGAGUUCGAGCUGGACGACUUCUCGGGCGAGCUCUACGUCAAGUCGGUCAGCGAUUCGGGCUCGUCCAUCGCCGUCCGGCUCAUGGAGGACGGCACCGAGUACGACAGGAAGUCGGACGAGGCCAUCUUCCAGCCUUGCUACGAGAGUUACCAGGUGAUCCGCGUCCUCUGGGGCCCGGUGCAGGCCACGGACGGCCAGGAGAUGGUGGACGCCAUCGAGGCGGCGAGGGCGGCCAAGGCGCCGGUGAGGAUAACGAUCAAGAAGUCCGGCGGGGAGGCGAUCGAGGGUACGCACGACAUCGAAGGCCUCACGAACACGCUGAGAAAGAUAAAAGUCUCCAGCUAUCAGGCCAAGAUUGUGCUCGAGGCCGCGCUGAAGCACGCGGAAGCGGGCCUCACCAACGGCUCCUCCAUCUCGGAGAACAACAACCGGAUCGCCAAGGUCAGCGACACGCUCUGGGAGGUCCAGGUCCUGGCGAGGGGCAACUGGGACCUGGUGGAUCGGGCCGCGGGAGCCGCGCCCCCCGGGCACCCUGCCGCGCCCCCUGUCGUCCGAGCCGCGCCCGGCGGGCGGGAGGACCUGGAUGAGAGCCACAGGGAGAGCGACGACUACGAGAAGGAGCAUGUCCACUGGGCGAUGCCCCGGCGGGCCGAGCAUGGGUGCCGGCUGGGGGCCUGCAAGGCGUCGCCCCCCGCCACAGCGUCGCCUGCGCGCCCCCUGGUUGGCCGUUGCCGCGGCCUCCAGGACGCGAUGGCGGACAUGGACCCUGCACUGCCCCCGCUCUCCCCGCCUGGCCGCCGAAGCGGCCGCCUCUCGGCCGAGGGCGCGGGGGCACGCGGCGGCGCGCUGCUCGGAGGGGACUGGGGGCACGCGAUGGCGAGCUCCAGCAGCACAGCGCAGCUCCACGCCGACAGCGAGAAGAAGCUGAGCGAGUGCUUGGAAUCCCUGAAGGGCAUGACGAGGGUUCUGCAGACCCUCCAGCAGCACAAGCGCUCCGAGGCGGAGGCGCGGGCGUCGGGCAAGGAGGGGCGGCGGGACACCAAGAAGAAGAGUGCGGCAGGGAACUCGCACACGCCCCUCAGCAUGCUGAAAAACGAGGACCGGCUCGAGAAGAUCAUCCGGGGCAAGGACCCAAAGAACGAGGCGCCGAGCCUCAACCACGUCAAGCGGUACGUCCAGACGGAGCUGGAGCAGGCCGAGGCGUGCUGCGCGCUGCCCUACGUGAUGCUGCUGCUCGCGUUCUUUUGCGCGGCCGCGUUCAGCCACUUGCAGCCCGAGGUGCUGCACCACGUGGACAGGGCCUUCAUCUGGGACCUGGAGGAGAACGCAAACUUCGCCUUCGAGGGCAACACCCCGUUCGAGGACGGGCGGUUCGGCCACAAGUCGAUCGCGACGUCCCCGCCUCGCACGCGAGGUCGUGGGUGA